Molecule: messenger RNA, 354 nt
Organism: Nezara viridula (southern green stink bug)
Lineage: Eukaryota; Metazoa; Arthropoda; Insecta; Hemiptera; Pentatomidae
Source: the annotation of a GenBank genome assembly
AUGUUUCGCGUGCCAUGUAAAUGGAAUUCUUUCAGACAGCGUUACGUUGGCGGAUCGAAAAGUCAAGGACGGCUGUUUUACGAAAGGGUUCACUCUAAAGCCUACUUUCGAAAAAUGAAGGGGAGUAAGCAGAAAGUAGGUCAUAUCUCGACUGUGAACCGACCCAGCGAAGGACUAAAAGACCACCGCACCGUUCUUCCUCAUUUCCUCUACAUAGCCCAAGGCACUAGUUUUACUCCCGGUACACUCUUCGCUACAAGAUCUCGCACAAGAACAGAACUUUCUCUCAAGGAUCUAGGCAAGCGAGUUCUACCACAUCCGAGCCGUUUCGCUCGAAAGAACAAAUGCGGCUAA